Molecule: messenger RNA, 288 nt
Organism: Symbiodinium sp. CCMP2592
Lineage: Eukaryota; Dinophyceae; Suessiales; Symbiodiniaceae
Source: the annotation of a GenBank genome assembly
AUGAGGAACCUGCUAUCGCCGCUAGCACGGUGGCUUCGAACCCUCAGAAUGAGGAACCUGCCAUCGCCGCUAGCACGGUGGCUUCGAACCCUCAGAAUGAGGAACCUGCCAUCGCCGCUACCACGGCGGCAUCGAACCCUCAGAAUGAACCUGCCAUCGCCGCUAGCACGGUGGCUUCGAACCCUCAGAAUGAGGAACCUGCCAUCGCCGCUACCACGGCGGCGUCGAACCCUCAGAAUGAGGAAUCUUCAACUUCCACGACCUCAGUGGAAGCGAACCCUCAGAUAG